UGUCAUAGUGAAGUCCUGUACAAGUUUCAUCAGAAACAAGUCCCCGUGGGACUUAUCCUGUAAUAAUGCAGUAAGUGUAUUUUAGAUUGCAGCCUCAAAAUACAAAUCUGGCUUGCUGAUUUCCGUUACUUACAUUGUUCUCCCAUUCCAGUCUACCCAGACUCUGAAAUCACUAGCAGCAGCCCUUUUCAGUGGUGGCUUCUGGAAUCAACUUCCAUCAGGGAUUUGUCCAGAGCCUUUGUAAGUUUCAGGAAGGCUCUGAAGACUCAUUUGUUUUCACUGGCCUUUCCAUAGUGCACAGGCUGCAGGUUUUAUUGGUGUUAUCUGUUUUUAUAGCAUUGCUAUUGAGUAUUUAUGGAUUGGUUUUAUACUGAAUUUGUUUUGCAUUGCUUGUAUUGAUUUUUUCUUGCAUGCCACUCUGGGAGGGUUCUGCCCUUAAAGCCGGCUUAAAAACCAUUGCAAAAAACGAUUGUAUACAAAAUCAUGGAAAUGCAACCAAAGGAAACUGAACCUCUACCACCCCCUCCAGAAUAUUCCGGCCCAGGUUAUCCACCUGCCCAACCCCAAUUUCCUCAGUAUGCCCCUGGAUCUGCUAUUCCAGGUCAGCCAGUGGCUUAUGGACCUCAGCCAGUUCAAGGACUGCUUAAUGCACCUGCGCCUCCACCUGUAGUAUGGAUGCCAGCACCACCUCCAGUGCCCAAAUGCCCUCCUGGAUUAGAAUACUUAUGCCAGAUGGAUCAGAUCUCAAUUCAACAGCAGAUUGAGCUCAUGGAAAUGAUAAGUGGCUACGAAACUUGCAACAGAUAUGAAGUCAAAAACUCUCUGGGACAGCUGGUGUACUUUGCAGCUGAGGAAAAUGAUGAUUUCACCCUGAAUAUGUAUGGGGCAUUGCGGUCAUUCAACAUUAAGCUCUUUGACAGCACAAACCAACCAGUAAUGCAACUGUCAAGGUCUUUCCAUUGUUCCAUUUGUUGUUGUCCUUGUGUUUGCUGCUUGCAAGAGCUUGAAGUUCAGGCCCCUCUAGGCACAACCAUUGGCUACGUUAAGCAGAAGUGGCACCCCUUUCUGCCUAAAUUUUAUAUCCAAAAUGAGGUCAGAGAAGAUGUACUUAGAAUGGCUGGGCCUUGUGUGCCGUGCCGCUGUUUUGAUGAUAUUAAUUUUGAGGUGAAAUCACUAGAUGGGAAAUCUACAGUUGGAACAAUUGUGAGGAAGUGGACUGGCAUGGCCAGAGAGGCAGCUACAGAUGCUAGCAUCUUUGGAGUUCAGUUCCCAGUGGAUCUUGAUAUUAAAAUGAAAGCCGUCGUGAUUGGGGCUUGCUUCCUCCUGGAUUUCAUGUUUUUUGAACGGCGGGGCAACAGGAACAGACGUAACAGGUCAACAGGGGUGCAUGGUGCUCGUAGGGUGCACGGUGUUCAUGGGAUGCAUGGACACCAUGGGAGACAUGGACACCAUGGGAGACAUGGACACCAUGGGAGACAUGGACAUCGCAGGCGUUAGCUCAGACCAAAUUUGCAUUACGAACACCUCUAAGUAACCAUGGCUGUUUUGCUUAAACAAGUUACAAAUGCAACAUCUAAGAAGAACGUUAGGGUGUUGUUGUUGUUUUUAAGUUGCUUAUUUCUAUAACUUACAACUAUGGCUGUAGUCCUUAUACCACUUAUGUCAUAAUAUUCCAUAUAAGCAACUCAAAAGAUUACACAAUACCGUGGUUGCUUUCUUUUAUUACUUUGAUGCAUCAGGAUUGUUGUGUGUAUAUAUACUAUAAUUAUAAGAAUAGAUAAUAUGAAUUGUACUAGCAUUCCAGACUCCCAGCUGUCAGCAGCAGAUGGAGGGGCAAAAAUCUGACCCUGUAUUUGCUAUUGCUGCUACUGCCACUACUGUUAAAAGGCCUUGAAGUGACAGUAGCCAAGGAGGUGGCCAAACUUCAUUUCUCCAAGUUUACUUUAAGAAUUUUCUUCUGCUUGAUUAUUCAAAUGUUUGUCAUUAUUAUAUCCUGAAUUGUUGCGACUGUUUUGCACAGCGGUGAUUGUGUUAACCAUGCUGAGCAGUUGUCAUACAACUAACAUAAUAAAUGAAGCAAAUAACAGUGAUACUA
Elgaria multicarinata webbii is the source of this 2095-nucleotide messenger RNA. RefSeq names its product phospholipid scramblase 2-like. NCBI's taxonomy places the organism in Eukaryota, Metazoa, Chordata, Lepidosauria, Squamata, Anguidae. Gene Ontology annotation, biological process: plasma membrane phospholipid scrambling. Gene Ontology annotation, molecular function: phospholipid scramblase activity. The record is from RefSeq and is a predicted model, not a curated record. The transcript has 9 exons. The coding region runs from base 484 to 1497 and encodes 337 amino acids. Gene Ontology annotation, cellular component: plasma membrane.